GCUAAUUCAUCAAGUCCUCACAUUCUCUACUACAAAAUAUUUUUGUGAACUCUAAUACUUCGUCUAAAGAAAAAUACAAAGGAAGAUCAACAUGGCAUUUGGAUUGUCCGGCUUUGUUCAGGGUAAGAAGGCUCUCCGAAGAUCACUUUCAGGCAUCAAAGAAGUAACCAUUCCAAAAGGCUGCUUAGCUAUCUAUGUUGGAGAAGAUCAGAAGAAGCGUUAUGUAGUACCUCUUUCGUACCUAAAUGAGCCUGCAUUUCAAGACUUGCUGAGUAUGGCAGAAGAAGAAUUCGGAUAUGAGCACCCGAUGGGUGGACUCACAAUUCCUUGCAGAGAAGACAUAUUCAUUGAUAUCACAUCUCAGUUGACUUGAUUGUAAUUUGUAGCUCUGACAUAGAUUCACAGAAACACAAUUUUGUAGAUGAUAUGCUUUUACCCUUUUUUCUUAGAAAUUAGUAAAUAGAAAUUACUCAUUUGAUUAAUACUUGUUCUCUUUUCGGUUGAAUUCCAUUUUACAUCUUUUUAAAA
Molecule: messenger RNA, 528 nt
Organism: Humulus lupulus (European hop)
Lineage: Eukaryota; Viridiplantae; Streptophyta; Magnoliopsida; Rosales; Cannabaceae
Product: auxin-responsive protein SAUR21-like
Exons: 1
Coding region: 92-373 (93 amino acids)
Biological process (GO): response to auxin
Source: RefSeq, a predicted model, not a curated record